AGGCGGCGGGCGCGGCCGAGAUGGCGAAGAGCCGCGAAGAGAACGGGCCACGCGUGCCCGCGGCCGGGGGGAGCCUCUCGGGCCGGGAGGGCCUGGCCCCGGGUCCCGACGCCGCAGCGGCGGACGAGCUCAGCUCUCUGGGCUCCGACUCGGAGGCCAACGGCUUCGCCGAGCGCCGCAUCGACAAAUUCGGCUUUAUCGUGGGCUCGCAGGGCGCCGAGGGCUCGCUGGAGGAAGUCCCCUUGGAGGUGCUGAGACAGAGGGAGUCCAAGUGGCUGGACAUGCUCAACAACUGGGACAAAUGGAUGGCCAAGAAGCACAAAAAGAUCCGACUGCGGUGCCAGAAGGGCAUUCCACCUUCUCUUCGGGGCCGGGCUUGGCAGUAUCUAUCAGGAAGCAAGGUGAAGCUACUCCAGAACCUUGGAAAGUUUGAUGAACUGGACGUGUCCCCUGGGGACCCCAAGUGGCUGGACGUGAUUGAGCGCGACCUGCAUCGGCAAUUCCCUUUCCAUGAGAUGUUUGUGUCCCGGGGGGGCCAUGGCCAGCAGGACCUAUUCCGUGUACUGAAGGCCUACACGCUGUACCGACCUGAGGAGGGCUACUGCCAGGCCCAGGCACCCAUUGCCGCCGUCCUGCUCAUGCACAUGCCUGCUGAGCAAGCCUUCUGGUGCCUGGUGCAGAUCUGUGAGAAGUACCUGCCUGGCUACUACAGUGAGAAAUUGGAGGCAAUCCAGCUGGAUGGGGAGAUCCUCUUCUCACUGCUACAGAAGGUGUCGCCCGUGGCCCACAAGCACCUGAGCCGGCAGAAGAUCGACCCGUUGCUCUACAUGACAGAAUGGUUCAUGUGUGCCUUCGCCCGCACCCUGCCCUGGAGCUCUGUGCUGCGUGUCUGGGACAUGUUCUUCUGUGAAGGAGUCAAGAUCAUCUUCCGGGUGGGGCUGGUGCUGCUGAAACAUGCACUGGGCUCCCCUGAGAAGCUCAAAGCCUGCCAGGGCCAGUACGAGACCAUUGAGCGGCUGCGGAGCCUCAGCCCCAAGAUCAUGCAGGAGGCCUUCCUGGUCCAGGAGGUGGUUGAGUUGCCAGUGACAGAGCGACAGAUUGAGCGUGAACACCUCAUCCAGCUGCGUCGCUGGAAGGAGACCCGUGGUGAGCUGCAGUGCCACUCCCCACCCAGGCUGCAUGGUGCCAAGGCCAUCCUGGAGGCAGAACCAGGCCCCCGACCCACCCUGCAACCAUCAGCAUCCAUCCGCCUGCCCCCAGAAGCCUCCCUCCCUGGCUCCAAAGGCAACCCCAAGCUGCCCAAGCAGGUGCAGAAGGAGCAGCAGAAACAGAAGGCAGGUGGGCAGCUGGAAAAGCCCACAUCCCCAGCUCCCCAAGACCCAGCCCACCAUCGCUCCCAUGAGAGCCUGACGUCGCAGGAGAGUGAAGACACCUACUUGUAACCCUGGCAGUUCAGGACUCUGGGGUGGGGUCUCCACACACCUGCACCGUUCACGGACUGACACUCCAGGACCUUCCCACCCUCUGAGAGCCCAGCCUCCUGGCCGCUGGGUGGCAGAGACUCUGGCUGGCCCAGCACAGAUUCUGUCUGAGCCUCCUUAUUUAUUUUCUCUCCAUAGUGGAGCUCAGGCUGGUCCGAAUAAGGCAGGCAGAAGUGAAGGCCGAUGGGCUGGACCUCACUUAGUCGCCUCCUUCUGGGGAGUUGCUCCCCAGGGCCAGGGCACUAACAUGAGGAGAGAGGGUGGGGUGAAGGGUGGGGUGCUCUUUGUGUAAAAUAGAAACAUUGUUUUGUACAGAAAUAAACAGGCUUGUAUAGAGAACUGAUC
Messenger RNA from Talpa occidentalis (Iberian mole), 1826 nucleotides. It is a transcript of the gene TBC1D10A, whose product is annotated as TBC1 domain family member 10A. The record is from RefSeq and is a predicted model, not a curated record. Lineage: Eukaryota; Metazoa; Chordata; Mammalia; Eulipotyphla; Talpidae.